AUGCAUAAAACACAAAAUCCUAAAAGGCUACAAGGCUAUGAAACAUAUGAUAAUGGGAGAUUGGAGAAACUAACAAACAGUGAUCCUGAAGAUUUAGAUCAGUUGAGUGACGAAGUUAAUUUUGGUGUCGAAAACGAAACAAUAGAUAAUGUAAGAAAAACUAUAAAUGUAAUUGAUUCUCAUUCUGGUUCAAAUUUUAUUGCAUUGUUAAAACAACGUAUCGAUUCGGGCGAUGAAAUUCUUCGUGAACAUGUUGAACGUGGACCAAAAAAUGCAUUCUACACAAGUCCGUUAGUUCAGAAUGAAAUUAUUGACUGUAUACACAAAUAUAUUUUGAACGAAAUUUUGCAUCGAGUAGAAAAUUGUUUGUUUUCUAUCAUUGUUGAUGAAACAACAGCCGAACAAUUAAGUCUUUCAUUACGAUAUUAUGAUAAAAAAACAAACGAUAUAAGAGAAGAUUUUUUAACGUUCAUAGAAACUGUUUCGUGUACGGGUGAAACAAUAGCUAAUAUUAUUCUUGAUUAUUUAACAACACAUAAUUUACCGUUUGAUAAUUGUGUAGAAUUAAAUAUUCCAAUUGUUAAUACAUUAGACAAAUUUAGAUAUGGAACAUUGAAAGAUUCAACAGCUGAACAAUUGUAUCAUGCCACAACCAAUUUUCAACAUAUAAUUUCAACUUGUAUUUCAUGUUUUUUAUUAUCAGAUAUUGUUCCCAUUAGUCGUUUACUACAAACAGAAACAUUGGAUUUUUCAUCAGCUAAUCGAAAUGUUGAUAAUUUAUUAGAUAUAUUUGAACAACGAAAACGGCAGGCUCAAGAUUAUUUUCGUAAUGUUGUUUAUAGUCACGUUGAUGAAUUAUGUAAAGAAUUGUUUAUCACACCAUCUAUUCUGCGUCAUUCAAUAUUAGCUUUGGGAAAAAAAAAUAUGUCAAUUUGUGAUCUAGAACAAUUUUAUCGUGCUCAUGUUUAUUUACCAUUCUUAGACGAACUAAUUAAUAAUAUUAAAAGCCGAUUAUCUGGCUUAAAAAGUGAGCGAAUUAUUUUAUUAAGGACAUUGCGAUCGGAAAGAAUUAUAAAUGAAAAACCAUUUGAAUUAACAAAACAUUUAUCGAAACACUUCGCUGAUUGUUUAUCAUCACCAUUACAAUUAAAUUCUGAAUUAGAAAGAUGGCAUAAAAAAUGUAAUGAUUUAAUUAAAAUGGAUAAUGAUUGGAGAAAAAAAUGGUUAAAUGAAUUAAUUAAAGAAACAGACAAUGUAUUAUAUCCAAAUAUUCGUUAUUUAUUAAUUUUCUUGGCAACAUUGCCUGUAUCAACUGCUUCUGCUGAAAGAAGUUUUAGUCAAUUAUCGAGAAUUAAAAGUUAUUGUCGGUCUACAAUGAAACAAAAUAGACUAAACGGACUUGCUGCUGCAUACAUUCAUGGUAAAAAACCGUUUCGCCAAAAGACAAUUCGCCAUGGCGAAAUGUCAUGUGUCGUUUCGCCAACUGGCGAAAUGUCGUGUGCCGUUUCGGCCAUUGGCGAAGUGCCAAUGCCGUUUCGGCCAGAAUUUGUAUAG
Messenger RNA from Didymodactylos carnosus, 1554 nucleotides. NCBI's taxonomy places the organism in Eukaryota, Metazoa, Rotifera, Eurotatoria, Philodinida, Philodinidae. The record is from the annotation of a GenBank genome assembly.